CAAAAGCGCAAGAAACAAGUUUAAAGUUUGGUUUUUGUCGAAAUAACGAUUUGGAUUUCGGAGAGACAAAUAAGUCCUUUCCCUUUGGGCGUACGAACAAACCAACAAACCUAUAAUGGCUUCCUCUUCCUCUUUACACUUCGAAUCCAUUCUCAUCACCCUCCUCCUCAGCACUUUGUUGUCAUCAUCUUCCUCGCUCGGUGGCGCAGCGAAUCUUCCGUUUCAUCCCAGAGAUGUGCUUCCUCUCUUGCCAAGGCAACUCUCAUGGCCUAUUCUCAACUCUCUCCACAGCGCCGUCGACCUUUUGCCCACUUUCGUUGGCGCAGCUUCAGUCUCAGCCUUCUCCUCCAACGACACCCUCGAGUGGAAAGGAGCUUGCUUUUACGAGAAUAGCGCAUGGGUAGAGUUUCAUAACAAGAGUGGCUCUGAAUUUGGGGGCGGAACGCUUCAUAUCAAGAUGAGCAAAGCUCAUAGUUGGACAUGCAUGGAUAUAUAUGUCUUUGCAACUCCAUAUCGUGUCACUUGGGAUUACUACUUCCUAUCUCGAGAACAUACACUUGAGUUUGAAGCAUGGGAAGGGAAAGCUGAGUUUGAAUAUGUUAAACGAAAGGGAGUUUCAAUUUUUCUCAUGCAAGCAGGGAUGCUGGGAACCCUCCAAGCGCUUUGGGAGGUAUUUCCUUUAUUUACAAAUACUGGAUGGGGUGAGAACUCCAAUCUUGCAUUUCUCAAGAAGCACAUGGGGGCUACUUUCGAACAACGUCCUCAGCCAUGGGUGACAAACAUUACUGUUGAUGAUAUUCACUCUGGAGAUUUCCUUGCGAUAUCAAAGAUCCGUGGGCGGUGGGGUGGUUUUGAGUCUUUAGAGAAGUGGGUUACGGGAGCUUAUGCUGGUCAUACAGCUGUUUGCUUGAGAGAUUCUGAAGGGAAGCUCUGGGUUGGUGAAUCAGGACAUGAAAAUGAACAGGGAGAAGAUAUAAUUGCUGUGUUAGCAUGGGAUGAGUGGUGGGAUUUUGAGCUGAACAAGGAUGAUUCCAAUCCUCAUAUUGCGUUGCUUCCCUUGCAUCCUGAUAUUCGUGCAAAGUUUAAUGAGACAGCUGCUUGGGAAUAUGCAAGGAGCAUGGAUGGAAAACCAUAUGGAUAUCAUAAUAUGAUAUUUAGCUGGAUAGACACCAUAGAAGGAAACUAUCCACCUCCCUUGGAUGCCCAUCUGGUUGCAUCUGUUAUGACAGUUUGGAACCAAAUGCAGCCUGCAUAUGCUGCCAACAUGUGGAAUGAAGCCUUGAACAAGCGUCUUGGAACUCAGGGCCUUGAUCUUCCUAACAUUCUUGUAGAAACUGAAAAGCGUGGUUCUUCUUUCGAUGAGCUGUUGACAAUUCCAGAGCAAGAUGAUUGGUUGUACAGUGAUGGGAAGUCAACAUCAUGCGUUGCUUUCAUUCUUGAAAUGUAUAAGGAGGCUGGACUUUUUGAUCCAAAUUCUAGCUCUAUACAAGUCACCGAGUUUACGAUAAAAGAUGCUUACAUUCUUAAGUUCUUUGAGGAUGAUCCUAGCCGCCUGCCAAAGUGGUGCAAUGAUGGGGACACAGUAAAACUUCCAUUUUGUCAGAUUCGGGGAAAGUAUCGGAUGGAAUUACCUGGCUAUAAUACACUGGAACCAUACCCACACAUGAACGAAAGGUGUCCUUCCCUUCCUCCCAAAUACUCCAGAUCACAGAACUGCUAGAAGUUUUACGACUCAUUCCAGUUGUUACGCCCUUAAGAUGUUGUACCAAUUUCUUACUUAUUAGUUAUGUAAAUUCUUCAUGAAAGUGUUUGGCACGCAAGUAAGAAGAUGCAAUUGCAAGUUUACUUAUUUCCCUUGUAAAUAUAACUUUUAGACAGUGCAAACAUUUAAAUUGUAAUUCUUGUACAAGUUAUGGUGGACAGCUUUAAAAAUGUUGUACAGACGUAUAUUAUUUAAAGAAUGAAAAUGUUCUUUUGGACAUUUGCAACUUAAAUGUCCUUUGGUCAUUAUGAAA
Molecule: messenger RNA, 2015 nt
Organism: Humulus lupulus (European hop)
Lineage: Eukaryota; Viridiplantae; Streptophyta; Magnoliopsida; Rosales; Cannabaceae
Exons: 7
Coding region: 116-1720 (534 amino acids)
Source: RefSeq, a predicted model, not a curated record